AUGGCUUCUGAUUCAAGAAAACGUUCAUUGGAGGCUUUGGAGAGAAGAAUUAAAACCGAACAUAUAUUAGAAGAAAACAAAAACCAAAAGGCCAAAAUUCAACAUGUCAAAUCAAAUAACAAAAAGCCUAAAAUUCAACAUGUUAAAUCACCUAUUCUUGCACCUUCUACUCCUAAUGAUUCAUCUCGUCCAUCAUCACAUCCACCCCACAAAGCGAAUUUCAGUCUUUUUGGUCGUGGCAUUUCGCAAGACAAAGAAGAUGGCCCGGAAUAUGCCCAACUUUCUGUGACUGUAGAUGAAAAUCUGCUCACAACUAAUGCUGGGUCUUCUUUGAAAAGAGAAUGUUCGGUUUCAGGAAUAUUGCAUGAACUUCUUAAGAAGGGAGAUGCAGCCCAAAAGUAUAUGCAAGGAUCUAGAAGUAUGAAAAUCGACAACUGGAUUCUUCUUGAUAACUAUGUACAAGGACGCGCACUUUCUUCAUCUUCUCAAACUAGAGCUUUGCAAAUUCAUUCAAAACGUUCUAAGAAGCACUUGUCCAUGAAACAACAUAAAAAAAACGGAUCAUUCGAUCUUCCUCAAGAGUUCCAUAAAUUUGAUAUUUUCAAGCCAAUGCAUGAAAUGUGGAAAGACUAUAUAAUGCAGUUGCAUAAAUCCACUGGGAAAAAUCAACUGGCUCAAUGUCUCCUUGGUGCAGAUCUACACGGUGCUAUUAUUUUAGUUGUGGAGUGUAAGCUAACCCAUUUUACCGGAACGGGUGGCAUUAUGAUUCGUGAAACCGCAGAAGCUUUUGGGAUAAUUACUGAAAAUAAUAAAUUCCGAGUUGUUCCUAAGAAGGGUUCUGUCUUUAGACUCCAAGUUGAUUGCUGGAAAGUCACACUGCAUGGAGAUAAACUUGAUUCAAGAAAAGUUGGAUUAUGA
This is a messenger RNA of Vicia faba (fava bean), 918 nucleotides long. The record is from the annotation of a GenBank genome assembly. Lineage: Eukaryota; Viridiplantae; Streptophyta; Magnoliopsida; Fabales; Fabaceae.